AAUCUAAUUUAUUUGUACAAAAACAUUUAAAUUUCGACUUCAAACCAGAGAGAAAUCGUCCGUUAAAGAUUAAAGGAAAAAGAUAAAAGGCUUUCCAUGAAAGAGAAGAAUGCUGAUGUGGACGGGUUACUCAUUUUUACUCAUCGUAAGGUUCUAUUAAGUAUUAACCCUUUUUACAACAAUCUAAUAAAAGAAAGGGGUUGACAUUAAAAAAGAAAGGGGUUGACAUUGAUCUAUGAGGGGUUGGGCCGUGCUUGGGCCGGCACGGUAUAGGCACGCUUCGGGCCCAUUUAUUUCGUGUCGUGCUUGGCACGACCCGUCAGUUUUCUUGUCGUGCCGUGCAAGCCCAUUUGUUAACUUUGCUAGGUCCGGUCCAGGCCCGGGCACGGUUCGAAUCGUGUCGUGCCUAUUCGUGCUCGUGUCAUGCUCGUAUUCGUGUUUAAUGAAAAGGACGAAGACAAAAGAGAGAAUGAAAAAGAAGGUGAAAAUUGGACGUAGAAAGAUAGUAUUAACCAAUAAUGUUUGAGAAAAGUAACAAAUAAGGGGGAAAAGAAAAUUGGAAGUAUAUCGAGUGUGAUUUGACUUUGUUCAAUUCUUUGUCCAUUUUACUUGUGUUAGUAAUUACUUAUAUAUCUUUAUGACACUUCUAACAACAAAAAAUAAUUAUUUUUCUACUUGUGUUUUGUAAUAUUUGAACCUAUAAUUCUUUUUAUAUUUAUUUUCUAUCAAAUAAAUAUUAUUUUCGUGUCAUGUCCGUUCUUAUACUUCAAUAAAGUCUCGAAAAUAUUAGGCCCGACACGGCCCACUUAUAUACCGUGCCCGUGCUCGUGCCCGUGCCCAUGAAGUUUAGGCCCGGCACGGCCCAUAAUUUAUUCGUGCUCGUGCCGGGCUGGCCCAUUUAUUUCGUACCCGUGCUCGUGCAGUGCUCUAAGCGUGUCGUGCUAGCCCGUGAGCGGCACGGCCCAGUGCCCAUGUACAUCUAUGACCAAAGAUGAAAAUACAGCCGACUGAAGCAAGUUCGUGAUGUACGACAAAGAAAGCAUUCUGAUGGGCUAAAUUACACGUUUGAUCACUCAAAUUAUACAAAUCUUUCACGUUCGUCACCCGAAUUACUUUUCUUUCUUAUUCGGCACUAACUUUACGAAUCGUUUCACCAUUAGCACCGGCCGUUACACUUCGUUAAAUUUGUCCUACGUGGCAGUCAACUAUAAAGUUUGACCAUUAACUUGAUGACGUGGAAAUUAAAAAUAAUAAAAAAUAAAAUUAUUUUUCCACCUCAUCAUUCCACUUACUUUGUCUAUGUUUAAUUAUAUUAAUUAUUUAAUAAAAAUUACUGAAUUUUUUUAUAAAUUACAAAAUAAUUAUCAGUGGAAGGAAGAAAUUUAUAUAAUCAACCAGUGCAAUAGGAUCAGAAAUUAUCAUGCAUCCCAUAGCCUUUUAAAUUAGUUCGUGAUACAUAACUUAAACAGAAGAACAAGUCCACCCCUGAAAAAUUCUAUACCAAAUGUCAUAGUUCGCCGACCUCCGCACCUUGCUUUCGAACCGCAGCCUGGCUCCGUCGAUGCCGUAGUUCAGAUUGGUGAGCACGUUCAACCCAUCGAGCUGCGCGUAGAAGUAGUUGUGCUCGUCGUCCUGGUAGCUCCGGUCAUGCCUGGAAAUCAUCGAUGUCGGGAUGGAAGCUUCGCCAAGAACUGCAGGUUGUUGAAGAAGCUGUCCUGUGGAUCUUGCAACUUCGGCGCCAAAGGUAUGAACGCCAUCCUUAACAACUAUGCAUCACUGGAAGAACUGCCCGUGAAGCGGUUCCACAUAAGAACCCAGAAGUGGAGAAAAGCGCUAGAUGGGAACCCGAAGAACCCAUCAGCAGCGUCGCCGGGAGGGACCGCCGCACUCCGAUUAUCGACGAAGAAACUGGAUGAGAGGGUAAGGAUUUCGAUGGCGCUGACGAAAGCCACGGUAGACGAAUAGGAGGAGUGGGGAAGGAGUUCGCUGGAUGGGAACCCGAAGAACCCAGCAGCAGUGCCGCCGGGAGGGACCACCGCGCUCCGAUUGUCGGUGAAGAAGCUCGAUGAGAGGAAGAAGGUGACAACGACGAGGAGAAGAGCGUCGAUCUGGGGGGGGGGGGGGGGGGGUAAGAGUGCAUCAACAACGAGGAAAGAGGAGGCCGUUCAUUUUUUAAUUUAAUUAUUUUUUAUUAAAUAAUUAAUAUCGUAAAUCAUAUAGAUAAUGUAAAUGCAAUGAUGAGGUUGAAAAUAUAUUUAAUUUUUUAAU
Molecule: messenger RNA, 2268 nt
Organism: Linum trigynum
Lineage: Eukaryota; Viridiplantae; Streptophyta; Magnoliopsida; Malpighiales; Linaceae
Source: the annotation of a GenBank genome assembly